Phytomonas sp. EM1 is the source of this 1183-nucleotide messenger RNA. NCBI's taxonomy places the organism in Eukaryota, Euglenozoa, Kinetoplastea, Trypanosomatida, Trypanosomatidae. The record is from the annotation of a GenBank genome assembly.
GAGUGAGAUUUUGACUCAGGCACAUUCCUCACACAUCGAGGUUAGCUAAUUCAAUUUUUGCAACUCUAGUUAAGUGUCUACGAAGGAAACAUUAUAGAUUUCAUCUCUUUGAUCAUGGCAAAUCCAUCAGCUCACUACUCAUUAGAACACUUAAAAUCCUCUGGGUUACUCCCAGCGCAGAUUGGUCUAUCAAGACAGCCGAGACUGCGACCCCACAUCCGCAAUCUUGGUGGUCUCAUAUACCCACUGCCCUACUACGCUAUGUGGCGUGGUAAUCACAAUAAAUAUACGUACAAUCAAGCCACACCUUCUUCCUGGGGAGAGGGGCAAACUGCGAGCAUGUAUCAUCAACAUUAUGCGCAUGCUAAAUGCCCGACCGAUUAUGGUCGUGGUGGGCGUGAGUUCGCGUACCUAUCCGUCAAGCAAGGCAAACUGGUGAAGAAGCCACUUCCUCAGGUGCAGUAUGUGUCGAAGGAUUCGAAGCCCAAGUGGCUUUUUAAAUCAUGGCAUAACCCUCUUGCUUCGCUGACAAUGUGGGAGCGUGAGGUACAGUAUCCGGAGCACAUCCCUGAGCACCUCGGUUCCAAGCGGCCCUUGGUAGUAAUGGCCCCUAAAACGAUGCACAGGCACCUUAUCCUUAUGCAUAUGGAAAAGAUUAACGUUACGGUGUCGCCCUUCUUGUUUGGUUAUGGGCAUAAUAUUCAGAAAGCCGCAUUGGACUUUUACCGACGUGCUCUCAGUGCCCGCGCACCGUUUCCGAAUGACAAGAUCUUUUUGUAUUACUCGAUUGACCCCAUCACACCGCGCAUCGAAGUAGUAUGGCUUGAUGGUGAAGUGUAUGUGCCGCCUAUGAUUGAGGGCAUUAGUGCGCAGGACCUUAUUCAAAUGGUGAUGGAGCAAGCUUGGUUAGCUGGAGAUCGUAUGAGCGCGGCCGGGCGUCCGCUCAACCCCGUCGCUAUUGACGACUAUAAGUGGGAAGAACUGAUCAUCUUCAAGAAGAAGCGAGCGAAAGAGGCUGCUAAGGGCGCUGGCGCCAGCAGUCCUGCUGGCAAGAAAAAAUAAGUUUUCGACUUUUCACGUUCUCUUUCUUCUAUGGCAAGUAUACCAUAGGGGUACUCGUAUGACGUGCACUUCUUUGUUAGGAAGAUUCGCUAUCAAUUUAUCUCACAAAAAGAGUAUAUGA